Molecule: messenger RNA, 765 nt
Organism: Hippopotamus amphibius kiboko
Lineage: Eukaryota; Metazoa; Chordata; Mammalia; Artiodactyla; Hippopotamidae
Product: rho GTPase-activating protein 20-like
Exons: 5
Coding region: 1-765 (254 amino acids)
Biological process (GO): regulation of Rho protein signal transduction; signal transduction
Molecular function (GO): GTPase activator activity
Source: RefSeq, a predicted model, not a curated record
AUGAGUGGACAUGGUGAUGCACUCACUAUGUCUCAGGAAAGCCAAGUGGAUGGGCGUUUAAGGAUAUUUGAUGCAGGCCAAAAGACAGUCAAGAAGAGUUCUGCCAAAAACUGGGCCUUCUGGCGGAGCUUCAGGACUCGCCGGGACAGCCAGGGCCCAGCCCCACCGCCCACAAAGCCAAAACCGCUCUUCGGAGUUUCUCUGGAGGAUGUGUGCGAUGAUGACAGCCUGCCCACCCCAAUCCGAGAUAUACUUUACUUUAUCAAUCAAAAAGGGCCACUCACAGAAGGCAUCUUCAGAAAACCAGGCAGUAUAAAAUCAUGCAGAGCCCUACAGGAGAAGAUAAACUCUGGGGACAAAGUGAACUUGGAUGAGGAAUCCGUUCUUGUGGCAGCGUCCGUCUUCAAGGAUUUUCUUCGAAAUAUCCAAGGAAGUAUAUUUUCGGCCAGUCUCUAUGAUAAAUGGCUUGGUGUUAUUGACCAGGGGAACGAGGAGGAGAAAAUAGCUGCAGCCCAGAGUCUUUUAGGCCAGCUGCCAAGAGCUAAUGUAGUUCUCUUGCAAUACCUUUUUGGAGUGUUACGCAACAUUGAGCAGAAUUCCUCAUCCAAUCAGAUGACAGCUCACAAUUUAUCAGUGUGUAUAGCCCCAAGCAUUCUUUGCCCACCUCGUUCUGGCAGCUCAGCAUUAGAAAACGACUUCAGAAAAAAGGUAAUAAGAUCUCUCAUUUUUAUGCCUUAUGGGAAGGGGUCCCCGCUUCGAACCUGA